AUGUUUGUCAUCUUUUUGCCGGUGGUGUGCCUGACGCUGAUCGGCGCAGACUAUAUCGAUCCGAAGCGGGGGGUGUUUGAUACCUCCGCGCCGGUGCGCCGCAUGAUGCAGUGGGGCAUCGGGGAGAACCCGGCGGUGAUGACCGAGCGGCCGAACGCCACGCUGCCGUACCACACCUGGUGGACGAUCGGCAGCCGCGCAGGCGAUCUCUCGAACGCGCUUACGCCCCUCGUGGUGAUCUUUGCUUUGAAGCAGGCGCCAUUUGCGCUCAUGUCCAUGCCGUACUUUGGCAGUCUCUCGGUCCAUGCGCUCGCGUUCCUGCACAAGUGGGGCGGGGGGCUGUUGUGGCUCUAUGCGACGAUCCACACGGUCGCGUGGUGCAUUCAGAUCGGGACGGACAAGAGCCGCAAGCCGGACAUUUGGUCGCACCUCUUGGUCGUGCCCCGCUUCCGCUGGGCGAUCGUUGCAUACAUCUUUCUCACAGGCCUCGUUACCCUGUCGAUCGAGCCGAUCCGGCGGCACUACUACGAGGCGUUCUACGUGGCACACGUCGUGUGCGUGUUUGGCUUUCUUAUCGCGACCUGGGCGCACCAUCCGCAGCUGGGCUGGUGGAUGCUCGCGGCGCUCUUGCUGUGGAUGCUUGAGCGGCUCACGCGCAUCGUGCGUGUGAUGUGGAUCAACUACAGCGAGAAGCCGGCGUCGCUCAAGCAGGCGCCCGCACAUAUGCCGCUGGAUACACAGCCCGAGCGCAAGGAAGAGCCGAUGCGCUCGGGUCUGUACAGCACGAGCGGCCUCGAGGCGUCGCACGCGGACCUCCCGCGCUAUCCCUCGCAGCCGUACGACAUGUCGAGUGCGGGCGCCUCGCGCGUCGACCUCGGCUGGGAGCACGGCUCGCAGGUUGAGGGCUCCUUUCACAAGGAUGCUGCGCACGACUGGAACGAUUCGGGGGACGUUGCGAUGCACCCGCUCUCGAUGCAGAGCAACCUUUCGCUCGCGCGCCCGGCCACGCCGCGGCACGUUGCACCGCCCGCGAUUCCCGCGGCGCUUGCCGCGCCUUUUCGUCCCGUCGUCUCGCGCGACCUGCGCAUGCAGCUGUUUCCGGGCUACGCAUUUAUCCAGCCGUUGUCGGGGCAGAUGAUGCGCCUGGUGCUGCGCACCGCCUCGCCGAUCCGGUGGCGGCCAGGCCAGUGGCUGUACCUGCAGCUCCCAAGCCUGUCGUGGUUCCAGAGCCACCCGUUCACGAUCGCCAGCUCGUUUACCAAGAAGAAGAACGACAAGUACGGCGUCGAUCCGGACUUGAACGACGUCGACCAGCUCGUCCUGCUGCUGAUUCGCGCACGCGGCGGCCUUACGCGGCGCCUCUGGGACCACGUCGAACAAUCUUGUCGCUCUGCCGAGCCGCAGCAAGAGUCGCUCGCGGCGUCGACCGCCUUCCCGGUCCUCGGCCAAGGGCAGGUCAAGUCAGAAGUCAAGGGCGCGUUUAUGCGCGCGAUUGUCGACGGGCCGUUUGGCAGCAGCGACCGCAUCGACUGGGGCGCAUACGCCUCGGCGGUGAUCGUGUGCGGCGGCUCGGGCGUGUCGUUUGGUAUCUCGGUGUUGGAUCACUUGUGCCGCCAGAUUGCGCGCGCGCUGCGCGGCGAACAGGUGCGGGGCAUGUACGGACGGCCGUUCCACCUGCGCCGCGUUUGCUUUGUGUGGAUCAUGCGCGAGUUUGCGCACCUGCAGUGGGCCGCAAGCGCGAUCCGCCUGUGCCUCGAACUGCUCCCUCCGCAGAAUUUGACGGUGCAGAUCUACGUCACGCACGUCAACCAAAAGCUCGUGCUGCCGCAGGAUCCAGGGAUGUCGCCUGCGCAGUCGCCGCAAAUGGCAGACGCAGCGACGCCGGACGCGCCGCCGGUGCUUGCGCUUGACGUCAACGCGCCGCCGGCGGCCCCGGCGGUGCUCACGCACGAGUCGGACCUCGGCGAUUUGGCGCUGAACGAGGGCGAGCUUACACAGUUCUCGCCUGAAGAAGACGCGCCGCUCUCGGCGAUGGACCGCUCGAUGAACGACUACAUUAUGCGCGAGGGCAAGAUGCGCCGCGCCAAGACGCGGCACAAGUCGAUGCGGCGCCCUCGGCGUGGCCCCUCGCCGCCGUCGCGCAAAAACACCGACGACCCGUCCGCGGGCUUUGCCGAGCAGCAUGCCACGGCCCAGGCCGGCGUCGAUCUCGGCCGCCGGCGCCCCAUUGCCGCCCCGGGCUCGCUCACGGCCGCGGCGAACCAGGCGCUGCUCAGCGAGCCCUGGUCGCAGACGCCGGCCAUGACGCCCGGCACCGGCCCGGGGACGCCUAUCUACCCCAGUGGCUCGGUGACGCCGAUGCGCCCAAUGAGCCCCCCGGCGGCGGUGUCGGGCAGCCCCGGCGUAAUGAGCCCCGCACCGAUGGUGUCGAGUGCGGACGACUACUUUUCCAUGUCGCCGCACGCCCCGGGCGUGCCGGGUACCAAUACCUAUCCCCCCCCGUCGACGGACGAAGGGCACACGAUCGACAUGACGGGUUCGUACCAAGAGCCCCGGGCGCUGGCAAACCUCGACGCGAACGAGAUUUCCGACUUUGACGUCAUGGCCGAGCUGACGCGCGCCGGCUACCCCAAGCUCGAUGCGCUGAUCCACGACGAGAUGGAGCACGCGGGUGGCCGCACGCUCACCGCUGCGUGCGGCCCGGCCGGCCUCCUUGCGCUGAUCCGGUCGAUCGUCGCGAAGCAGAUCAGUGUUCACAAGGUGUGGCAGGGCGAUCUUCGCGGCCAUGCGAAUGUGUAUACCGAGUCUUACGAUUCAUGA
Molecule: messenger RNA, 2820 nt
Organism: Malassezia japonica
Lineage: Eukaryota; Fungi; Basidiomycota; Malasseziomycetes; Malasseziales; Malasseziaceae
Exons: 1
Coding region: 1-2820 (939 amino acids)
Biological process (GO): copper ion import; intracellular iron ion homeostasis; iron ion transport
Cellular component (GO): plasma membrane
Molecular function (GO): ferric-chelate reductase activity
Source: RefSeq, a predicted model, not a curated record